CUGCAGAGAGGCUUCUAGUCGUGAUGGUAAUCUGCCACAGUUGGUUUGGCAGCGCACAGGACAGGAGAGGAGGUUUUACGCACAAAUCCAACUCUCGAUCAUAAGCAUUUGGCAGACUUGUCUAAGAGAGGAAAAGCCUGUUCUCAUGGUGGGUCCUUCAUCUGACCGUCGAGGAGAGCGCUGGAAGUAAAGUGCUGGUUGAUUGAAUGUCACCUCCAGUCACCAUGGAUUACGGACGGACUAUGGCCCCCCCGGUGCCCCCUCACAACCCGAGUCCGGCCCGGCCAGGGCAACCGCAGGAACGGCUGCUGAAGUGCGUCCUGCUCGGCGACGGAGCAGUGGGCAAAACCAGUCUGGUGGUCAGCUACACAACGAAUGGCUACCCAACCAAAUACGUCCCUACUGCAUUUGAUGACUUUUCAGCUGUGGUUCAGGUGGAUGGAAACCCAGUUAGACUACAGUUAUGUGACACUGCAGGACAGGAUGAGUUUGACAAACUCCGCCACUUUUGCUACAGUCGGACCGAUGCCCUGCUGCUCUGCUUCAGUGUGGUCAGCCCAGCUUCCUUUCAAAACGUCUGGGAGAAGUGGGUCCCAGAAAUCCGCCGUCGUUGCCCUCUCACGCCCGUCCUCCUCGUUGGCACACAGUGUGACUUGCGACAGGACGUCAAGGUGCUGAUUGAGCUGGCGAGGCGGCGGGAGAGGCCAGUGCUAGAGGAAGACGCCAGAGCUCUGGCAGACAAAAUCGGGGCAGUGACAUAUGUCGAGUGCUCGGCACUCACACAAAAGAAUCUGAAGGAGGUGUUCGAUGCAGCUAUUGCUGUGGGGCUGCGGCAGUCUGACAGGAGAGUCCGGCGGGAGAGGAAGGUCCGCAGCACAGCUGAUAAGAUGAAGAUGCUCUCAAAGUCCUGGUGGAAAAAGUAUGUGUGCGUCCAGUAGGGAAUGAGGAGACAGUUUUCCUGUGACUGAUGAUAAAACUGGAACUUGUUCAGGGGGACUGAGUUGGACGUAAGGACUUGUUUUCAUGCUCACAUGGAGGACCCCACACGUGUCCCAAAAUGACUUUAAUGGAGCAACAGUUCAACAGAGGCAGAGCGUGUCUACCGAGCUGUAGUGGUUACAGGUUUGGCAGAAAAACAUCUCUUGCUGAUUUCUUGAUGCCUGAAAGACUGAGAGCGUAACCACUGUCUGCUCCUCAGAGCCAGUUUGAACUGUUAAUAUGACUUUGACCAGCAUUCAACCAAAACUUAUGGAGCUAAUAAAAUUUUAUGGCACAUGGAACUGCAUAUCAAACUGGACAUGUCCAAAGGAAAUAUGAGCUGACUCAGAGGGGAGGUGUUCAGACAGUGAUGUUAUGUACUAAAAGUAUACUCCUCCUCCUUUUUGUCUGAUUUGGUACUGUUCUUUAACAAACUAUAUCAUUUUGUUUUCUACACUGUAAUUCAUCUCCCACCACCACUGAAAUCAAAGCAUUAAGUCUAUAUAAACUGAUCAGCUUAAAUCCUCAAAUCAAAGAUGCAAUUAUUCCACUGUUGAAAAUCAAAGCCAGUCCUGCACCUUGUUUUUUUAAAUCAGAGAAAUCUACAACUCCAAUGACAAAAGAGUAAAAUCUGCAUCUGAUCAGAUUUAUUAUAACUUGUCUCUUGGAUUACAAUCAAAUGUAUAUGAGUAUAAUUUUUUAUGAAAAUCUAUGAGUCUUUGAGGGAAUGUACAGCUGGUUAGAGCGAUACAUGUUGUACUUCUUCUAGUUGGGAUUUCUGUACACCAGCCUGUGUCUGUGCCACAUUUUGAAAUGUUGAUACAGCUGUCUCAUUGUUAGUCGAGUCACACAGUAAGAGGUCUUCAAGCUCCUCACCAAUACACACCUACUGGAUUGAUGCCACAAAACAUUAAUCAAAUAAUAAAAUGCCUAUGCAGGAUAUUAAACUAAAUAUGUCUGCUGUAGGUUUUGGUAAGCUUAGAAGUUUCAGUUGUUCACUUUGACUGAAACCUUAAAUGUUUUUCAGAACGUUUCGUCAUUAUUACAAGGUUGCAGCAAUAAGUUGGGUGGUGCCACUGUACAUUGCACUUAUCGCACAGUCCAAAUACAUCACUGCCAUGCAAUGGCCUUUGGACCAGUGGUGUGAAAACUUAAGAACUGGGUACAUAAUGAGUGUGUACCUCCUUAAUUUUCUUUUAAAACAAGAUGUCAAAGCAGGUAAAGCAUCAUCAAAGUUGGACGUUAAUCAGUACCUGCAAUACACCACUGGGUCUUUCUUCAUUGUCAUUAUAGUGAGGUCCUUAAACAGAUAAUUAUCAGUUUUUGUUGGUCAGUAUAUUGGAGCUCGCUCCUCUUCUGAAAUUAUGCAGUAAAUGAGGUGAAACCACCAAAGAGACUGAUUCUAUGUUUGCUUCUUAUUUUUCAGAAGCCUGUCAUUCAGCUCUGUCUAUUUAUCAGUUCCUUCUGGGCCAAUAACUGAUCGUCAGCAAUACAGAGCAGACGUAUGAAAUAUUGUAUUGUCAUUAUGUAUGUUACAUAGCACACAUUUAUGAUGUUUGUAAUGUCAUCAAGAUAAAUCUGUGUACAUAUAUAAUUGACUCAGUCAUGUACAGUGCCUGAAUGGUACUUAAUGGUAUGAGUGUUUCAGUUGGUGUCUGAGCAGUUUGCUGAGCUGUAUGAGGAACAAAAUAAAAAUGUGAAAUAUUUAACCGGU
This is a messenger RNA of Scomber japonicus (chub mackerel), 2692 nucleotides long. It is a transcript of the gene rhoub, whose product is annotated as ras homolog family member Ub. The transcript has 3 exons. Lineage: Eukaryota; Metazoa; Chordata; Actinopteri; Scombriformes; Scombridae. The coding region runs from base 207 to 938 and encodes 243 amino acids. The record is from RefSeq and is a predicted model, not a curated record. Gene Ontology annotation, biological process: small GTPase-mediated signal transduction. Gene Ontology annotation, molecular function: GTP binding; GTPase activity.